Messenger RNA from Lentinula edodes (shiitake mushroom), 936 nucleotides. RefSeq lists its product as uncharacterized. Gene Ontology annotation, molecular function: phosphoric diester hydrolase activity. Lineage: Eukaryota; Fungi; Basidiomycota; Agaricomycetes; Agaricales; Omphalotaceae. The transcript is spliced from 5 exons. The record is from RefSeq and is a predicted model, not a curated record. Bases 1 to 936 code for a protein of 311 amino acids. Gene Ontology annotation, biological process: lipid metabolic process.
AUGCGAGUUCAACCAUUGGCAAAUGCCAUUGUAGCCUUUGUAUUGGCGCAAGGAACUGAAGUUCUCGGCAGACCAGGAGUAUUAGAUCAGAUAACCAUGCUGGAGCAAAGCAACUCUACUCUACUGCAAUACCCUACUCAGUUCACCCAGAACAUUGUCCCGAAACAGAUUCAUUCCCAUAAUGACUAUUGGCGUGAUGUACCUCUCCUUACUGCUCUGAGUUUUGGUGUUGCGAGCGUUGAGGCGGACGUAUGGUUCAUCAACAACACACUUUUCGUUGGCCAUGAAUUGGCAGCCUUAACUCCAGAUCGCACAUUUGAAUCACUUUACAUCCAACCUCUGCUUGCUAUUUUGGCUCGUCAAAACCCGGUUAAUGCGUUUACCGCGAAUCAAACCUCGCUCAACGGAGUUUUCGACACCUCCGGUGGUACCCCUCUACAGCUCCUAAUAGAUAUGAAGACGGAUGGGAACAGCACACUCGCCCCCGUGGUGCAAGCCCUUGAACCUUUACGGCAACUGAAAUACUUAACCACUUUCGUCAACGACACCCUCACUCUUUCCGCAAUCACUGCUGUAGGCACCGGAAAUACGCCCUUAGACGGAAUCAAGGCUCUAUCACCUCGAGACGUUUUUUUUGACGCGCCUCUCACGGAGCUGAACGAUCCCAUCACAACAUAUAACGUCACCCUCUCCCCGUUGGCUAGUACGGACUACGAGCCCGCGAUAGGUUGGCAUGGAAUAGGGAAUAUUAGCGAGGCCCAGCUCGGGAAUCUGACUACAUUCAUAAACGAUGCUCAUAGUCGAGGUAUUAAGGCUAGGUUUUGGGAUACACCUGGAUGGCCAAUUCAAGCACGACAUGCUGUUUGGGAACAGCUGUUGAAUGCGGGGGCAGAUUGGUUGAAUGCUGAUGAUUUGGAAGCUGCGAGUCAGUUCUGA